Molecule: messenger RNA, 4079 nt
Organism: Phascolarctos cinereus (koala)
Lineage: Eukaryota; Metazoa; Chordata; Mammalia; Diprotodontia; Phascolarctidae
Gene: ORC2
Product: origin recognition complex subunit 2
Biological process (GO): DNA replication
Cellular component (GO): nucleus; nuclear origin of replication recognition complex
Molecular function (GO): DNA replication origin binding
Source: RefSeq, a predicted model, not a curated record
UCAAGAAUAUAAUGAAAAAAGGGGAAAGAAAGAGGCAUGGCAGUGGCGAGGUAGAUGAUGUUUGGAGUUGGGUUAUCCAUAAAGAAUUCAGAUUCUCCUAGUGAAGAGAGCUGUAUUGUCACAAAAGUGGUAGGCUAGCUCUUAGGAGCACUAGCAACCUGAGCUAAGACAGGGCCUUACUUUUGUAUCCAAGUUUUGGCACUCAGCUAGUGAUGGGGAAUAUGCUCCUAUGUGGAGCAUAUCCACAAAGAAGGAUGUCAGGAACUGGGAAGCAGGUGUGUAAGGGGAGGCAGGGAAGGAGCCGCAGGUGUGUCUGUUCUGGAUUCCUUAUCGGAAUUUAAAUCCAAAACAGCUCAGGGAUGUGGUCACAAAACAGACAACUUAACUUGCAACAUUCAAGGAUAUGGUUACAAAUCAUGGGGUUAGUCAAGUAUACAGAAAAUGACAAGGUUUUCUUGUCAACGGAUACAACCCCCUGUUACCUGGCAGAUUUAGAUUUAGGCAAGGCUAGCAUUGUUGCUGGGCAGAAGUCAGCCACAUGCAGUAGCAGUAGAUCACAAGCCAUACUAUAAGUAGUAAUCAUCAGAAUGAUCUGAUACUAGUUAAAAAAUAGGCAAAUAAAUGGGACAGAUUAGAUUCACAGCAUGCAGAAGUAAACCAUCUUAGUAGCCUUGCCCAAAGUCCCAAACUAUUACAGUUACUACGUAGGUGGCCUUGUGCAAAUACCUUUCUUAGCCUAAGUUUCUCCACCUGUAAAAUGGGUAGAAAUUUACAAUCUACCUCAAAUGGGUUAGGAGGAAACAUUUUGAAAAAAAAUUUUUACUUAUAGCUUUGGGCACCACUGUUCCGCAGGGUGACAUUUUCUAUUUUGGGUUCCCUGCUUCAGUCCCUCAAUUCCAUAAAAGUUUAUUAUGCCUCUUUUGAGGUGCAAGGCCUGCUUCAAGUCCAGUAUAAAAAUUAUGUUGCUUUGCACCAGUCCAAACAUCGGUAUCUACCAUGUGGUAUGGGCCAGGGAAACCACUUUACACCUUCUGCUCUCUGUUCCGCCCCCUCUAUUCUUCUCCUUAGCCAAUCACGAAGCAGUUCGCUCUGUGCAAGUUUCCCCCCCCACCAACGCCAUCCCGGAACCGGAAGUUGCCAAAAGACAGGCGACGUAAUUGUUGUUUCCUCGAGAGUCUCCAUUUCUCCUGCCGUUUCUAGGCGGGGCAGGGAAAGAGGACACUGAUUGGCUCUCUAGCCCAUCGCUCUCCAUUGCUUCGGCUUCCCAUUGGCAGCUUUAGGGGCCGCCCCUUUGGGCAGGGCGGGAGAUUCGGUGUGUGGCCCGGGUGGGUCCCCUUCCUUGUUCCCUUAGACAUCCGUCCGGGUCUCGGGCAGCCAGUGGCGAUAUUUCCACGCUUUCGUCAGGCUUCGACUGCCGUGCUGACGCGGAUGAACCACUGUUAGAGCUGUUCCUUCACCUUCUUCAGCCUCGGGCCGUCGGUCGGGUUGAUAGUGAUGAACCAUUUGAAGCUACAAGAAGUCAAGAUGCUGCAAGUUCAGUUCGUAGGGGAUGAUGAUGUUCUUAAUCACAUUCUUGAUAAAGAAGAAGGGGCUAAAUUUCGAAAAGAUCGAGCUCAACUCUUAGUCAAUGUGAAGAAACUAAUGAAGAAGCAGGAAAGUGACCAAAAUGAAGACGACCAGGAGGAUUUAAAAGAUGAGAACUAUGUGGAUAUUUUAGGAGCAGACACUCAAGACUCCUUGAAAAAUGGCCGUAUUGCAGGUGGUAGCAACAAAGUUUAUUCUUUUCAGACCAGAAAAAAUCCUGAAAAGAUGGCAGAGCUGGCUUAUGAACUAGCAAAAACACCAGGGAAAAGCAUUUCACUGAUUUCUAAGGAGAAUGCUGAAAAGAUGGCAAGCACCUCACAAAGUAUCAAGAAGCAAUCCACAUCAGAUAAAGACCAGUUAAAGAGUGAUGAGAAGAACGAAUUUCUUUCAACACCUUACAGACUAAGGAAAAGGCUGACAGUUUCUACCUUACCCUCUGACACUGAAAGUGAAUAUUCUGAUUCAAACUCAGAAGAUGAUAAUGGGGUGAAACGGGAAGAGGAAGAGAAGAUAAGUGAAGUCUUUAUGGAUCAAAAGAGAAUUGCUAAGCACAGAUCAGGUUCCUCGUCUUCUUGCAAAAAAGUAUCAGCAAAAAAAAUGAAAAAAGAUACAACAACUGACUUAGUAGAAGAGUAUUUUGAAGCCCACAGCAGUUCAAAAGUUUUAACCUCAGAUAGAACAUUGCAGAAACUAAAGAGGACUAAACUGGAUCAGCAAACUUUGCACAACCUGUUGAGCAAGUUUUCUCCUUCCUUUUCUGCUGAGUUGAAACAAUUAAAUGAACAGCACGAACGGCUAUUUCACAAGUGGAUGUUACAGUUACACCUAGGGUUCAACAUUGUGCUUUAUGGACUGGGCUCUAAGAAAGAAUUACUAGAGAAAUUUCGUGCCUCCAUGCUGCAAGAUUCAGUUCAUGUUGUCAUCAAUGGGUUUUUUCCUGGUAUUACUGUAAAAUCAAUUCUGAAUUCUAUAACAGAAGAAAUCCUUGAUCAUAUGGGAACUUUCCGAAGUGUGGUGGAUCAGCUGGACUGGAUAAUCAACAAAUUUAAAGAUGAUUCUUCUUUGGAACUCUUCCUCCUUAUCCAUAAUCUGGACAGCCAGAUGUUGAGAGGAGACAAAAGUCAGCAAAUUCUUGGACAAUUAUCAUCCUUGCCUAAGAUUUACCUCAUAGCUUCUAUUGAUCACAUCAAUGCCCCCCUCAUGUGGGAUCAUUCAAAACAGAGCCUUUAUAACUGGCUCUGGUAUGAAACUACUACAUAUAGACCUUAUACUGAAGAAACCUCCUAUGAGAACUCUCUGCUUGUCCAGCAGUGUGGAACAUUAGCUCUUAGCUCCCUUACACACGUUUUCCGCAGUCUUACUCCAAAUGCAAGGGGGAUUUUUAGACUCCUAAUAAAGUAUCAACUAGAGAAUGAAGAUAACCCUUCUUAUAUAGGGCUUUCUUUUCAAGAUUUCUACCAGCAGUGUCGGGAAGCAUUUCUUGUUAACAGUGACCUGACACUUCGGGCACAACUAACUGAAUUCAGGGAUCAUAAGCUUCUAAGAACAAAGAAGGGAACGGAUGGAGUAGAGUAUUUGUUAAUUCCUAUUGACACUGGGACCUUAACUGAUUUCUUGGAAAAAGAGGACAAAGAGGCUUAAAGAUUUCCUUUGAACACGAAUCUCCUUGGACAACUACAUAAAGGGCCGCUAUAGAGGGACCUGUGCUGCACUUGCUGCCUCUGUAACCAAAAGCGCUAUGUUUACUUACCAGCAGUAGAUUAUUUUUCCAGCAUGCAAGAUUUAAAACUUUGGACACAUCAUCAAAUUCAAUUCUUUUGAUUGGUUUGAAUGAUCUGCUUAAGUGAUGCCAUCUCAAGUACAAUGCCUAAAUGCUCAAACUGGAGAAAAUGUGCCUUUCAUUUAUUACCUCUCUGGAGACUCUUGGCUGGAUAGAGCAGUUUGCUCAGGGAGUGUUCGAAACUGAAGGUUUUGGAUUUCAUUUUAUACUAGGGAAGAUGAUAUCCUUAAUUUUCCAAGGGCCCUUUUAAACAGUUCCAGACUUGACUGUUUGCAAGCAUGCUGGUUCCAGUGUGUGAACUACUGAGGUAUGAGUAUCCACUAAAUCUGUUUCGUCUGCAGGUCUGUAUCGCUGAACUGCUGUGUGCAAUGACAGAAUUUAAAAAGUAGUUUUUAUUGCUGUUUUUGCUGUGUUGUUUUAAAGCAGCAAACAAGUGUAGAUUUUGGAAGGAACAGAAAAUGGUUCUUUUCCACCCUUUUGGAUUUAUACUAGAUGGGAGAGGAGUGGGGGAGACAUUAUUUAUUUGUGGGGGGGAAGAAAUGUGAAAGAUGGGUGGAAGGAAUAUAUAGGGUGUCCUCCUUACAGAGGGGCACACAAACAACAGUGAGUGUCUGUUAUCUGACACAAGUGGGAGACCAGACUAGAACAGGAACUGAACUCUUUGAUUAAGUUUUAACCAUUUCACUGGUGAAUAAAAAAUUUCAGUAUUCCUGUA